UCUUGACCCGGGUUUGUAGGUUUUUCAACCUGUGAAUGUCGAAUGCACGGAGAAUAUAAGUGAGUGUUGUAUAAAAACAUUUUAUCAAGUUUUAGUGAUAGAGCAGCAUCGGUAGGUUCCCGACGGCCUUGAAACAAUCGGUAGCUUGCCGAUUCCUCGGGAAGAGCCGAUUCUCUUUAUCCCUGUUCUCUCUCUCCAGAACCCCUAUUUCAUCCACACUCUGUAGUCACCACAGGUGAAAGGAUGAUUUGCCUACCAGAAAGGGCCGUGCCGAUCCCGCCAUUUCUCCACAUGGCAUACCUAAAUUUAUUCAGUCGAUGAGAUGUGAGAAAUUAGAAUGGGGCGGAAACCGUGCGGGGAUCGUCCUGGACCCUUGGUCUGGGGUGUGGAACAACAAGUCUUGGGAGUCUGAGCAGAAGCUUGUCGGAGGUUCAACAAAAUCCGACUUCUGACACCCCCUUACCUUCGUCGUCGUAUUUAUUGAGUCGACAUGUUGGUAUCUCCCGUUUUUUGGCAAUUUUGCGCGAAUUGUGGGUCAACAUGAGUUCGAAGACCGUGGAUAUAUCUGUCUCUUCCUGUUCACAAAUGGAGGUCGACCACCCCAAACAAAACCACGGGUACGAUGAUGCCAUCAAUAUAUUCAAUGGAGAGUCAGGCGACAUAGACGUUGAGUUCACGGACAAGGAAGCCUCUGUCGUCCGCUGGAAAAUUGACUUGAUCAUUGUCCCGAUGAUGACCGUGAGCUAUAUCCUUUCCUUCAUCGACAAAGGUAUUCUAUCCACUGCUGCCGUUUAUGGCCUCAGGACAGAUCUGGAUCUGAAGGGCCAACAGUAUAGUUGGACAUCGUCGAUCUUUUAUUUUGGGUUCCUUGUCUGGCAAUAUCCAAAUUCCAUCUUCAUGCAAAAGCUUCCUAUUGGCAAGUGGAUAGGAUCCAUGAUCUUCAUGUGGGGACUUUGUGUCGCGACAACGGCCGCCUCGACGAAUUUCGCAACGCUUGCCGUCAAUCGGUUUUUCUUGGGUCUCUUCGAGGCCUCCAACAAUCCUGCCUUCACACUCUUGGUCAGCCAAUACUUCACGAAGAAUGAGCAUGCCCUGCGCUCAUGUAUUUGGUGGGCUGGUGCACCCAUCGGCGCCUUUAUUGGUGAUGGUGUCUCGAACGGUAUCGGCCAUGUGCAUGGGAAGCUGUCCCAAUGGCAGUAUCUAUAUCUCAUCUUUGGCCCCAUCACCAUGCUGUGGGGGAUCAUAGUGUUUUUCACCAUGCCCUCCUCACCCAUGUCGGCAUGGUUCUUGACGCCUCGGGAGCGAAAAAUUGCUGUUGUUCGGGUGCUUCAAAAUCACGCGGGUCUUCACAACCGACAAUACAAAAUUUACCAAGUCAAAGAAGCCCUCCGGGAUCCUCAGGCGUGGAUGAUGUUUUCCAUAGUAUUCUUACAGUGUAUACCCGGAGGCGGCUUAAACGCGUUUAACAAGAUUAUUCUCACGGGUCUUGGUUUCUCCAGUGUCGAGUCCACUGUCGUUGCGAUGCCAGAACAUGCCGUUCAACUUGUCAGUGUGUUACUUGCGGGUAUUGUAUGCUCGUGGGUCGGUAAGGGCCGAUGCAUUGCCAUGAUCCUCAGCAAUGUAUGCGUUCUUGUGGGCAGUGUUCUAUUAUACACUCUGCCGACGGAUCGGAAAAUGUCUCGCUUGGGAGCUGUAUAUUCCCUUCUGACUUGUACAGUGUCCUACAUCAUGUGCAUGUCCAUGAUAUCGUCUAACAUCGCUGGGUUCACUAAAAAAAUGACCGUCAGUGUUAUGAUUUUUGUCGGCUACUGUGUGGGUCAAAUUAUCACACCACAAUUCUUCCUGUCGACGGAAGCACCGACCUAUCCUACCGGAUUCCGGGCCUAUUUCGUCACCUCGUCCAUGAUGAUCGCAGUCGAAGCUGCCCUAAUGUUCUAUCUGCUCAAUGAAAACAAGCGGCGGGAUAAACAUGCACUUGAGUUAGGGGUCUCCCAGAACACCAGUGAUCAUCGUAUUGUAGAGACGGAUCUCUUAGAUCUGACUGAUUGGGAACGACCUGAAUUUAGAUAUGCCUGGUAGUCUGAAAGUCAAUGUUCAGGAUUUAACAAAAGUCCGCAAUUUUUCGCCUUCGUUCAGUGUACCACACACAAUACCUUUCGCCAUUUGUUAGAUCGCACAACAUGGAAAGCACACAAGCGAACUAUGGGCUAUCUUAUGUUCUACCUAUUCUCCUACUGGGUGUGUAAUAUACAGGAUGACAUGACGGCACAGCCGACGAUCCUUAUGAUUAUGACUUGGUCGAACCACAUUCCCACACCCGUUUCUCAAUCCUUGGUGAGUUCAAGGCGCAUAUAUCUUGGAUCAUUCAAAGAAUUCCACUCCUAGGAGCAGCGGCAAGGUGUAAUGUUUCGGGGUGGUGAGCAUUCAGCCUGUGCGAUUUCAGUUACAUCAACAUUCGAAGCGUAGACAUACGAACAUCUCUCUCUUAAGAGACAAGAUGCAAAGCUGAAGGCCCCCAAGUAGGGGUUCAAAGAAGGUCACUGUGAUCUGGAGCA
Molecule: messenger RNA, 2555 nt
Organism: Aspergillus pseudonomiae
Lineage: Eukaryota; Fungi; Ascomycota; Eurotiomycetes; Eurotiales; Aspergillaceae
Product: major facilitator superfamily domain-containing protein
Exons: 9
Coding region: 541-2079 (512 amino acids)
Biological process (GO): allantoate transport; tripeptide transport; transmembrane transport
Cellular component (GO): plasma membrane
Molecular function (GO): dipeptide transmembrane transporter activity; allantoate transmembrane transporter activity
Source: RefSeq, a predicted model, not a curated record